Molecule: messenger RNA, 3504 nt
Organism: Malaya genurostris
Lineage: Eukaryota; Metazoa; Arthropoda; Insecta; Diptera; Culicidae
Exons: 5
Coding region: 536-3202 (888 amino acids)
Biological process (GO): DNA damage response; cell population proliferation; positive regulation of protein phosphorylation
Cellular component (GO): nucleus
Molecular function (GO): protein binding
Source: RefSeq, a predicted model, not a curated record
AACAAAAAUAAAUAGUAGUCCAUCGAGAGCAAUUUCACCACAUAGUAUCGGUUCACGUCGAUACAAGAUUCUUUAGAUUCUCUGCGUUCGUAUCAAGUGCCUUGCUAUUCGUAAAUAUUUACCCGUGAACACCGAGCGUUCCAGACUAUUCCAAGUGCUGGCAACAUAAAAUGAGAGCAGAAUAAUUGUGCUGAAUAAUUUCAUAAUGUCGUGUUUCGAAACAUCAUUAACCGGCAACAUAAGUUGCAAUAACGCGGCCCGGGACAUGACCUUGGAAUCCGUAAAUGGCGAGGACGACUGUAAGAACAAGUUCCACAAGGUGUUGGUGGCGCUGUUAAACCGGAACUUCAAGAUCAACAAUGAUGUCUAUCUUGAAAUGAUGCUUUCUCAUCUGUCUGGGAAGUAUAAUUCUGAACACCGAUAACUUUUGAAAUCUCCUGAAGUGUCCCGUUGGCUGGACGAUGCAUUAAAUCAAUGGGAAAGUGAGGUAGUACCAUCAGCAGAUGUGGCCGCUUUCACGUUACAAAUCUUAGCUAUGACUGUCAACGACGAAGCGGUUUUCGUUCAAAUGCAAAGCAAACGAAUGCUGGACCGGCUACAGGAAUGUAUUCGAAAAGAGCCUAAGUUGCUACAUCCUUCAGUUAUGUUAGGCCACGUAAUGGUUCUGAAGGCGGUUUCUCUUCACGCGUCUGGUUUGCACUGGAUCAAAACUUCUGGUUCGUGGAAGAUCUGCUUGGAUUACUACAACGGUCAACUGCAAACGAUAUACAUCACUAAAGAAACAUCGUUAUUCAUUUACGAUGCUUUGGAUCAGUUUGGUUCCAUUGGCGAUUACGAAACGGUUCUGGCAAUCGUUCGGAGCAUACUUUCGCCACUGCUGGAUGCCAUGUGGAAAAGUCCAGUGCAAGAGAAUGCGGUUCUGGUGGACGAUGAAAAGGCCCAGCGCGUUAUGUCAUCGAUGCUAAGUUUAAUGUGCACCUUGUUCCGAAAGAUGCUCGAGAGUGAGAAGCAAUCACGUGCAGCAUACUACAUAUUGAUCACAUUUCACUGCGAGCGCAACCUCUGGGUCUACGCGGAUACCAUUCAUGAUCAUACAUUUUUAGCGAAAAUUUGGGAGACCCACAUAUUGGCUAACAGUACACGCCUUUGCUGUAUGGAUAUUCCUCCAGAAGAUAAGGUGGCAAUCCCGUUGCCAUUUGAAAAAUAUACGAUAAAUUUUUUGAACUAUUUAAAUUUUUCCAUCCAUCGUGGAAAUAUUAGCAAUGUAAUGUUGAUGGCUCAAAUACAUUACCAAGCAUGGCGUCUUUUAGCAGAGCGAGCUCCAGAAGAAGUAGUUCUUAAGCAUCAGAGUAUAAAGUUCGGAGAUCAAAUUCUCUUGCUCCAGCUAUUUCCGGUGCUUAACGAAAUUAUGCGUCUCGUUAAUGACAAUCCGCCGGAUUAUAUCGAAAAGUUCAUCAGCUCGUUGUACGAUAUUUCCUGUGAGUACACAAUCCGCUUGUUGUAUGCUUGCCGAGAUGUUGUGGAAACCAAACACGCCAACGAUGCAACUCAACUGGCUAUCAAAUCGAUUCAGAGUAUCACCUCUCUUCAGACUCUGCCAAGACAACGGGCCAUCAUUGCGUUCCAGGCAUUUAUCUACGUGCUAAAAGAAUUUCUGCCGGAUAUGUGCUACCUCGAAAAUCAGUGCGAUUAUUCCAAAACGAAUGUGAUUCUUUCGAAACCCAAUUUUCUGGCCGCAAUCAUUACUGGAUUGCAUUCGUUGAUUCAAACCUACAAAUUUACUUGGAAUGAAUGUAUCGAAUCGACAACGGUGGUAAAUUUUAUGCUCAACCUGCUAGGGAACCCAAACUUGCCACCGAGGCAUGUGGUUUUGGCCCUAAAACUAACCCAGCUUUCGAUCGAGUAUUUUUUGGCACCGAAUUUGGCUUUGCUGAUGGAUAACCUCAUUGGAUCCGGGCUGGAAUUUAUCGGUCGGAUCAUCUACAAAAGGCUGCACGAUAGCAACUGGGAGGUUCGCGAUUCUUCGCUGGAAUUGCUGACUGCGAUAGUGGAAAUUUCCGAAAUCAAAUUCCCCUCUUUUCAGAAAUUAAUUUUGGAAUGUGAUAUUAUUGCGGUGGUUGAAGCUGCAGCCAAGAACGACACAGAACCGUACGUGCGGGCAUCGGCUUUACGCUGUCUUUCGCACAUGGUACGAAUCCGUUUGCUAUGGGAACACUCGUUGGCGAAACUUAACUUGAUGACCCACCUCAUUACCGUGUUCGACACAGAAAGUGAGGGCAUUGUGCGGCGCGAAGCGGUCAACACCGUACGGGAGAUCUACUCGAACCACAAAAUUCUGCCCCAUUGUCUGGACAGUGUGUUUUCGGUGCUGGCGUUCUCGGCCGUCAAAGACCUGUACUGGGAGGUGCAGAUUAAUGCACUGCAGUUCUGGCGGGUGGUGAUGUGCCGUCAGUUCCAGCACCAGGGAAUGAUCGAUGGUACCUUUCCGACCGUAACUUUCUCGAAGGAACAUAAGAAGAUUAUCACGCUGACUGACAAAGAGAUCCUGUUGCGCCUGAGAAAAGUGUUGAAUGAACUGUCACUGAGAGGCUGUCUGGGAGUACUGUUGGCGUGUCUGCAAGACGACUGUGACUUGGAAGUAGUGAAGGACACGGUGGAGAUAAUACAGCGGUUGAUGUCCUACCUGAACAAGUACAACUUCGUGGAGGAAUACAAGAAUCAGGUGGACCCUGCUACCGGGGAAAGGAAUCUUCGCAAAUUGGUACCGAUAAUUGAUACUAACUAUUCGGUACAUGCCAACUCUAGUGGUGUCCAGAAAACUUCCCAACGGAACGACGCAGACUACAGCAGCGGAAAUGUGCCCUGUCUGAUCAAUUCGGAAGAAAUCAUCGACUCGAUUGUCAAUCUAGACGAUGUUAAUUUACUUUCGAUCAGCUAUAAAAACAGCCUAAAAGUUGCCGGUGAGGUCCCACCGGGAGGAUCUUGCAGUUGCGAAUCGAGCAAGGUGCACGAGGAUUUGUUCAAGAAGUACGCGGAAGUGACGGCCGAUGAUUUCCUCGACCAGGUGUUGCAGCUCGAUUUCGAUGAAUUGAUUAGCUGUCGGCAACGGUGGAUGCAGACGACCGAAAGUUUUUCCUCGCUGUUGGACGACAUUCUGUUUUCGUAUUAUGCAACCAACGUCAACGAUGCCGAUUGUUAUUGAUGCGGGCUCCUAUCGAUGAGAGAUAGGUGCACAAUGUUUUCUUUUCUAUAGUUUAGUUCAUCUCAAAUUCAGCAUAUCUAGAAAUAUAAGGAUAUCUUUGUUUACUGUCUCUUUCGAUUGUUCAAACACCAACUAAAUAACGAAUCGAAAUUGACAGCAUACUGCAAAACACUCGGAUAAAAACAAAAGAACCAUGAACGUAGUUCAUUGACGUUUUGAAACUGAAAAAUGUAGAUUUUUUGUUCAGAUAAGUAGACUUCAUAAUAAAGUUUAGUAAAUAAACUAUAAACAGGCACCAUUGA